Messenger RNA from Angiostrongylus costaricensis, 219 nucleotides. The record is from the annotation of a GenBank genome assembly. Lineage: Eukaryota; Metazoa; Nematoda; Chromadorea; Rhabditida; Metastrongylidae.
AUGAAAAAGAUUCACAUCGCCAAACAACUCGGCAUCACUCAUAGUUGUGUGAGUAAAGUGCUGAAGAAGUACCAGGAUACGGGAAUCGUUGAAGCGCGAACUUGCCGCACACCGUCGUGUUCGUGCUCUGGAUAUGCACCCAAUCACGACGAUGCCAGGUUCUGUCGACACAUACGCACCAAGCGUUUGCCCUUCAAUAUUGAGAAGUUAGUGAAUUGA